Molecule: messenger RNA, 2462 nt
Organism: Malaya genurostris
Lineage: Eukaryota; Metazoa; Arthropoda; Insecta; Diptera; Culicidae
Gene: Uvrag
Product: UV radiation resistance-associated gene protein
Exons: 6
Coding region: 219-2312 (697 amino acids)
Biological process (GO): SNARE complex assembly
Cellular component (GO): lytic vacuole; endosome
Molecular function (GO): SNARE binding
Source: RefSeq, a predicted model, not a curated record
UGUUGUGAUAAUCACGUCAGAAAAAAAUUAUUUUCAUUGAAAGUGUUGUGCAUUUUGUUUUUGUAUUACAGCUUUCACAAAAAUCGUAUUCGCUUAUACAUUGGGUUCUUUUCAAUAUUUUACAAUACAAUCAAAGGGAUCAUCUAGGAGAUUUUACGAUACACACCGUAGGACAUCCAGUAGCAUCAUAAAUAUAUUUGCCUGCAGAAAAUGAGAAAAUGUUUGACCGACCAAGGUGUCGUGAUUGGACCCCUUUAUCGACGCAGCAGUUACGUUUGCGCACAUUAAUCCAGAUUUCUGGACACAACAUAGUAUGUAGCUAUCCGAAAUGCUCUAUCUAUUUUACGCUACACACGACCACAAUGUCGGCACCGUUUUACACCAGCGAAAAAUUGGACAUACAUAGCAAUGUUCUAUGGCCGGAGAUUCAUUGUCCAAUGGUAAUUAAAUCCUCACUUCGAUGCGUUUGCGUGCGUGUUUGGCAGCAUAGGUUUACUGAACAAGUCGCAAACGCUAGUGUAGUAGCAGAAGGAAACGACACAAGUUCUAGUAACGAAGAGGACAAACAACUUUUCUUAUGGGGAGUCUACUUUUCCGGUCUGGUUCCACUGACGAGGAGAAGCGAAAAGCGCUUGAAAGAAAACACAUUGGUGUUUCAAUUACAUGGUGGUUUUUUUACGUCUGCUGAACAUAUCUUGGAUAGUGAGGAACAAGAACCAGUGGCAGCGAAAACACCAACUACAAAGUUAGGAUUUCUCGGAAAACCCGAUAUGCUCUGUGAUAAUAGAAAUAGUUCUCCGUCAACAAGCUGGUAUGCUUCGAACAAUUUGCUGAACGUAGAAGGUAAUAAAAAUAUGUCCAAAGCUGGAGCAGGAAGCUCAUCUCCGACCUCGUCUGGGCGAUGGACAAUGUUGUCUAGAUCACCAGAAAAAAAUACGCAUGCAUCUCCUGCUCGAACAGUCGUUAGUCCAACCUUAACAACAGAAGCUGAAAGCAACCUAAAAAUUCGAUAUAUUUUUAUGGAGUUUCUCAAAACCGAAAUUCGACCUAGCUACGAUACGAAAAGGUUACUCGCGGUACAGGAGCGGCAGCGACGCAUAAAGUAUGAGAGUGAGAGUGCGAAGGAAAUCACUGACCGCAUUUGCAUGAAGAGCGCCUACUGCCUUAACUUGGACUUGUUCACCGACAAGCAAUUAGUUUACCGGUCUUCCGUAUCGUCCCAACAGAAUCGAGGAGGUAUGGGCAAACAACUUAGUCGGUUGCUUUACCAGGAACGCGAACCAUUGAAACCUGAGGUACUGUUGAAAGCUCAAGAAUUGCGGAGGCAGAUCGAGCUGGCUCGAUUUCGCUCUAGAAUUCUGCUACAGGAAAAGGAUCGCAUCAAAGGUCGCAUUAGAAAACUCCAGCUGAAGCUAGGCACAAUGACCGAUAACAACAUCGAUCGUGAAUCGACAUUGAUGGCCAGCUAUCGGAACUAUGGAAAGGAAAAAGAAUGUCUAUACCAGCAGAAACUGGCAUAUGCAAACGAAAAGGAGACCUACAGGGAUCUGAAAACAAAAGUGCUGGGUGCGAGACAUCGUCUGCUACGGUCACUGAACGAGAUUUAUCGCAUAAAUAAGCAUAGUAAUGGUAUUUGUACAAUCAACGACGUUCCUCUACCGAAUGCUGAAUCGUAUACGGAUUCAACUCCUGCGCUAGCACUUAGUGUUGCACUAGGAUACGUGGCCCAUGCUGUGCUGAUGUGUUCAUCAACGCUAAAUAUUCCACUUAGAAACCCAAUCAAGUAUGAGGGAUCACGAUCAAAAAUGAUCGAUUGUGUCAAGGUGCUACCAACGGCAGAUCGAGAAUUUCCCCUCUACUGUCGUUCGGGGCCACCAACUAACGCACUCAUGUACGCGGUGUACUUACUCAACCAAAACAUUUCCCAGUUGAAGUACUGUCUAUACUUGAGCCGUGAUGAUCCUCGGGCAACAUUGAAUAACCUGAAUGACAUUCUCAAUGUACCGUCGAUCAAUGUAUUGAGCCGGGACAUCGAGGAACCUUUUCAGACUGUACGGACUUCCGUGUCCGGUUCAUCGUCAGUAGAGCUGGAUGUACCGAUCUCUUUCAAUCAGCUCGGCGUUACGAGCCUGAAGGAAAGCAAAUCAUCUUCCAGGAUAUCACGGUCCGUUGACAACUAUGGUGAUUCGGAUAAAAACGGAGAAAGCAAGAACGGCAAAUUUGCUUCGGACCCUAUUUUAACCCAAGGACAAUUGAAAGUGACUGGUUUUGAAAAAAUAAAAACUUUUGAAAAAAAAACAACAUCCAAUUGAGUUAUAGAAUGUAUAAUUAGUAGAGUUUUCAGAACGUAUUAACAAACAAUUUGUCGAAUAAUUCAAUUAGAGUCUUAUUAACUCAUGUAGAAGUAAUUGAUGCAACGGAGCGCUGAAAUAUAAAUAGCUAAAACAUCUACUACAAACAUA